Exserohilum turcica Et28A is the source of this 954-nucleotide messenger RNA. RefSeq lists its product as uncharacterized. The transcript has 2 exons. Bases 1 to 954 code for a protein of 317 amino acids. Gene Ontology annotation, molecular function: protein binding; RNA binding. NCBI's taxonomy places the organism in Eukaryota, Fungi, Ascomycota, Dothideomycetes, Pleosporales, Pleosporaceae. Gene Ontology annotation, cellular component: SMN complex. Gene Ontology annotation, biological process: spliceosomal snRNP assembly. The record is from RefSeq and is a predicted model, not a curated record.
AUGCCCGAGACCACCAAGGUCGUGCCUCUUACCUGCCAUGGUCACUCGAGACCCGUACCCCACAUCCACUUCUCGUCUCUUGUAGACGAAGACCAAUAUUACAUUAUAUCGGCAUGCAAAGACAACAACCCCAUGCUGCGCGAUGGUAUAACUGGUGACUGGAUUGGCACUUUUCUGGGCCACAAGGGCGCAGUCUGGCAGGCGAGACUGUCAUCCAACGCCUCGCUGGCAGCCACAGCGUCAGCUGAUUUUUCUGCGAAAGUCUGGGAUACCCAUACUGGAGAAGCUCUGCACACCCUCGCCCACAACCACAUUGUCCGUGCGGUCGCGUUCCCCAACCAGCCUCACCCUCAGAUUCUCGCGACAGGUGGCAUGGAAAAGAAGCUGCGCAUAUACGACUUGUCACGCAGCGAUGCGACAAGCUUUGAGAUUGGCGCCGGAGUUCAUACCGGAACCAUCAAGUCGAUAGUGUGGACGUCCGACCCCAACAUCAUAGUCACGGCGGCCGAAGACAAGAAGAUCCGUUGGUGGGACCUGCGACAGGAGGCAACAAUUGGAGAGCAUGCGGUAGAAGGCACAGUGGGUUCAUGCGAGUUGGAUAACACUUCCUCGGAUGGAAUCUUGAGCGUAGCUGCUGGAAACAGCGCCUACUUCUUCAACAGUCUAUCGCCGGGCUCCCUCAUCAAGAGCGUCAAGACACCAUAUGAACUUGCCAGCGUAGCGCUGCACAAUGGAGAGCGGAAGUUUGUCACUGGUGGUAGCAACCAGAACGACACUUGGGUCAGAGUGUGGGACUUUGACGAGGAGAAGGAGUUGGAGACGAACAAGGGACACCAUGGCCCUAUUUGGUCAGCGAGCUUCUCGCCCGACGGGAAGCUGUAUGCAACGGGCAGUGAAGAUGGUACGGUCAAGCUCUGGAAGUUCACAACAGGACCGUACGGCCUGUGGAAAUAG